CCAGGAAGGUCCGUUGCGUCCGCCUUGAGACAGGAUUCCUCGGCGCUAUCCUUGGUGCUGAUUUCCCUCCCCCAUAAUUCGGCCCAGUUCGGGACUCCUAAGGCUUUCAAGGCUUGAAAGAAAGAGCGAAAGGUUAGCAUAUUUUUCUCGGUUCAGUUAUCGCGGCCUUUGUCAGCCUUGUUUCCACUUGUCUGCCUUUCAAAGGUCCCUCUUCCCCCAGCUCCCGGAGCUAGUGCAGACCGAGCGUCGGCUUUCAUACGAAACUCCUUUCCGCGCCAGGGGCGGCGCUCUGCUCGGUGAGAAGGAGCGACCGAGGCAGAGGGAGAAGUACAGAGGGAGGCGGAUUUAUUCCAGCGCUAGUUUCCCGGAUCGUCUCUGUGGCCUUCGAUGGCCCUAUCGGCAGCCCGGAGAGCUUUGGGGGGCACAGGAAUAAGAGGGUUUCAUGGCUGAGCGAAGGAAGGGACCGACGUCAAGGGGCUGGAGCAGGAGAGCUUUCUAAUAUCAGGGUGCGGAAUGGAGGGCGAUUAUCCCGCUUUUGAAAACCCGCUCUGCGGCGAGCUCAAGCACAUUUACCAAAGGAUCAAAGAGACCUAUAAGGAGAUCAAAGAAGAUCUCACCCCUUACAAGGAUGAUCGUUACUACAGACUGGCUCCAAUGCGAUUGUAUACUCUGUCCAAGCGCCAUUUUGUUUUGGUCUUUGUAGUAUUCUUCAUUUGUUUUGGCUUGACAGUCUUAAUAGGCAUUGCAGGUCCCAGAGUCAUAGAAUGCAUAUCAGAAAUACCUCCGAUAAAUAAUGGUUCAAAGACAAAGUCAUUUCCCUUAAGUUCGCCACCAGUAUCUACUUAUAAUCAGCAACUAUGGCUUACCUGUACUGUGCACUUGGAUCAACCUUCUGAUAACAAAUUGGAUAGCUUGAAAAUUAGCUUUAUUAUGUCAGUUACAAUACGUGGUGUACUAAAGAAUGGAAGUGUACGGUACUAUAACAGAGAAACUCACAACCGGACAAGGAUAUUCAACUGUGCUAAGGAUUGUGAUGAAAUUAUUGUGGUUCAUCUUGGUUAUUUGAAUUUCACUCGUUACAAUAUCGUUGUUACCUUUGAUAAGUUUCCUGAGAUCUACCACCUCAAGAGUUAUAACUUCACAUGGAAAACUUAUAACCCAGCCUUCUCCCAAGUGGAAAUCUGGUUCCGAUUUGUCUUUGUAGUUCUUACUUUCAUAGUCACAUGUCUCUUUGCUCACUCCCUGCGCAAGUUCUCCAUGCGAGAUUGGGGGAUAGAGCAGAAAUGGAUGUCAAUCCUCCUCCCCCUGCUAUUACUUUAUAAUGACCCGUUUUUCCCUCUCUCGUUCCUAAUCAACAGCUGGUUUCCUGGAAUGCUAGAUGACCUCUUUCAGUCUUUGUUCUUGUGUGCUUUGCUGCUGUUCUGGCUUUGCGUCUACCACGGGAUCAGAGUACAGGGAGAAAGGAAAUGCAUGACCUUUUAUUUUCCCAAAUUCCUUAUUGUUGGUCUCCUGUGGCUGGCUUCUGUUACACUAGGCAUAUGGCAGACGGUCAAUGAAUUACGUGAUCCAACAUACCAAUAUGAGAUUGACACAAGCAACUUUCAGGGGAUGAAAAUCUUCUUCCUUGUGGUGGCAACAGUAUAUAUUUUGUACCUUUUAUUUCUAAUAAUCCGGGCGUGCUCAGAGCUUCGGAAUAUGCCCUACGUUGAUCUCAGGUUGAAAUUCUUGACUGCGCUGACAUUGAUAGUACUUAUUAUUAGCAUCGCUAUAUUUUAUUUGCGUUUUGGAGCACAGGUUCUUCAGGACAAUUUUGUGGCUGAGCUUUCAACCCAUUAUCAUAAUUCUGCAGAAUUCUUAUCCUUCUAUGGACUAUUAAAUUUCUACCUAUACACAUUAGCCUUUGUGUAUUCACCAUCAAAAAAUGCCCUGUAUGAAUCUCAGUUGAAAGACAACCCUGCCUUUUCCAUGUUGAACGAUUCAGAUGACGAUGUUAUCUAUGGGAGUGACUACGAAGAAAUGCCACUUCAGAACGGUCAGGCUAUCAGAGCCAAGUUCAAAGAAGAAUCGGACAGUGAUUAAAUUUGCACAGAAGCAGCCAAGAAUAUGGAACAAGAGUAAUGUUAUCUUUCCUAUAGUCAAGUGAACCUUGCUUUUGGUGGAAGUAUGUCCUUUAUUCCAGUCAUUUUCUGUUUACAAAACUAAAAUGGAUGGGAAUGAGAAAUGAAUGUUUAGUAACAUUUAAAGAACCCCCCCUCGUAAAACUCAGUAGCAACAGGAUGCAUUCACGGAAAAGAAAGCUUUGGAAUUAGAUUAUUAAAUCAAUACAGUUUGGAGGUCUUAUUUUAUUAUGGAUUAACAACUGAAUAGUGGAUUUCCUAAUUGCUUCAUUACUAAUAUAAGAGAAUAUUUGCAGCUCAGGGUUGAACUGUGGAGUCUUUGGUGCUCUCUGAGUUUGGUUGUUUCUUUGUAAACAUUUCAUUACCCAAUUAGAUAACAUGUUUAGUGCUAAAAGGGAGUAGGAUUUGUUCUGUUUAUAUAUGGUGGCUUGCCCUGUCAGUGUUGGUGGGAGUGUUUUUUUCUUCCUUGAUUAGGCUGUAGUUUACUGUUUUGAUUACUAUGCUUCAUUACUAUUUAUGACUGCGCUUCAUUACUAUUUAAAUGGCAGCAAUACUCUGCAUUUUAAAAAUGCCAAAGUAAUUUAUCUUGAAGUUGCAUAUUGUAGCAUCAGGACAAUACACCAUCUCCCAACUUCUCUAGAUUCCAAAGUUAGGUGGAAAUUGGGCUGGUCUUCUUGGCUCUGAAGAAAAGAGCAGAGUAUUACCACAGGCAUGCAGUAAUGACAUACUCCAGAUCUCCCAAUAAUUCAAUACAUAACUGGGGUCUUGAAUUCAUAAAACUGAAAUUUCUUCCUGUUGUUUUUUACUGUGGACAAUUUAUUACCACAGCAGCUCAUUCUUUCUGAGAUACCAGUGUAGCUGUGUUGGUUUAGAAGGCAGGACAAAUUGAGAAGGAAUUAUUUGUAAGCUGAUUUAUCUUAAAAUAAUGCUAACAUUUAAAUGCAUGGCAAUUUUGAAUUAAAAGCAAAGCCUUCUGCUAAUGCUAGGUUUUUUUUAAGGGAACAUAUAUCACAUACUCUUCCAUCAGAAAAGCAUUCUGAAUAUUUUAAUAAAUUGAACAUUAUUAAGUACAUUAUUAAGUACCAUAGUUUAGAAAUACACAGUAAAUAUUAAAUAUGAUGGCUACUGAAAUAAGGACUCACUCAUGUUAUAAUCUGGUAGGAUCCAAAAUGGUGGUUGAUUCAUUUUUAUUGGAUGAACACUUCAUUGGCAGUUAGAACUUUCAGAUUUGCACAAGAAGCAUUCAGAUAACAAAAUUCUGGAAGAAUUAUAUGAGUAAAAUAUGGUCAUGUGACACUCAGACUGGCUUUUGCUUCAUGGCUGCUUUAUGCGUGGGCUAUAAUGUGGAAUUAAUUGUUCCUAUUGUACAUAGAAUAGGAACGAAGAGCUCUGCAGCAAACAGCAAGUGUCUGCGUAUCAUGAUGUGAUUUCUUGAUUUUAAUUGCAGCUAUCUUGAACGGUAUUUCUCAGGCUUUUUAAAAUCUUAUCUUCAAACAUAAAUAAAAUAACCUCUUCUGCAACUUUCUACUCCUUGCUAGAAAAAUAAACUACUGCAUUUCAGUGUGAUAACUGGAAUGAGGUUACCAGUUAACAGUACACUAAAAAUACCUUUUACUCUUAAAUCUAAUUCUGUGAAUUAAUUUCAUUGAAUUAACAUUAUGGAUCUCUAUUUUCCGUGCUUUCAUAGUACAUUUUCCUCCUUCUCAAUCACUUCAGUAACCUUCUUAAAGACAAGCUCUUAUAACCUGUGAAGUAAAACUUGAAUGAUAUAUAAGAAUUAAAGCCCUGUUUAAAUUACAGGUAAAAUUAAAUGCAUUCCCAGUGUUCACCCUUGAGUUUUGAUAGUCAUUUCUUGCUUUAGGUCUUGUUCUAAAUUCAAGCUUCAGAAGCAGCCUAAUUAUUUAAUUCCAAGGCCUCGAUUAGAAAGCACUUCCCUUUAUGCUGAGGGGAGUUCGUAUUCUCCGCUCUAUCACAUGCAAAUCUGAUGGUUCUUCAAUGCAUGCAAGAAAUUAUAGUGAAGAUGCUUAAUAGGCAUGCAGAGACUGGAUCCCAGACAUACCCAAGUAUGUAAUAAAAACUGAAAUAUUCCAAAGCUAUUAAUAUAAUGAUAAACUAAUUUUUCUAAAUUACUCAAACACAGAUACUUAAAAAGGAUGAAGUACGGAUUGCAGGUCAAAUAUUCCAUAUGUAUAAUUAUGUGAUCAGCUCAGUUCUGUACUGUGUAUUACUUACUGUAAAUCAUGUCUUUGGUAUAUGUGAAAAGUCUAGUUUUUCUUUAUGGUAAUAUUUUAAGUGUGCCAAGCUUAGUGUAUAAAAUGAUAAGACUGAAUACCUUCCUCUAAUUUUUUGUAUUGCUGACUCAUGAAAAGUUGUUGAUUUUUAAAAAAGUAUAUAUUGUUUUAUGUAAUUUCAAGUUGCUUUUCUAAGGUUUGCAUUCAAUUUGUGCAAAAGGAUAAAAGAAAAAUCUGUGGAAGUUUCCUUAAUCUCUCUGAGCACAUUUGAAAUUGGUGACAGAAAAAGUAGACUUCCAGCGAUGUCUUGCUGACAAAUGGCAUUAGAUUCAAUACUAAGGUGUCCAAGGUUUAUUUAAUAUGGUUUACAAGUUAUUUUAUCCUGAAUUCAUUUGUUUCUGUAGAAUUGUGUAUUCAAUUCAAUGCUCCCUAAGUUCAUUUGACCUUGGGAAUUUCAGGUGGCUUUCGUUUUUGACCUGGUAGUGUUAGCUGUAAGCUGAAUAUCACUGAAGUUGCCUGCACCAGUUCAACCAACUGAAAAUGUCUAGCAAACAUAAUGCUAUUUUCAAAACGUUUUGAUCCUUUUUCCUAUUUACAAAAUGUUUGUCUGACCUUUUGAUAUUUUUAGUAUACAACUAGAAUUUAUCCUGGAUUUAUUACUUUAAGGAGGCAUUGUCAGCAAGAAAAUCAAGCACUUUCUUAAAUCUCUCCCAUUUAAACAAUGAUUAGUAUUGUGUUUUAUAUCAUACAUUUCCUUUCUAUGUUGAGCAGUGUGCGUUCUAGGUGUCCAAGGUAUUGAUAUAAAACAAUAAAAAAUAUUUUUUAAAAAAUUGUGUUACAGGUAGUUUUUGAUUUAAUACCAUUCAUUUAAUGACUAUUCAAAAUUACAAUGGCACUACAAAGUUACGACUAGUCUGUGCACUUGCAACUGUUGCAGUGAUCACAAUUUGCAAUCUUCCCAGCCAGUUUGCAACAAGCAAAGCCAAUUGGGGAAGCUGGAUUCACUUAACAACUGCAUGGUUCACUUAACAGCCAGCAAUUCCCUUAACGGCCACAGCAAAAACAAAGGUGGCAAAAUUGAGCACAACUCACUUAAUGACCACCUCUUUAGUGACAGAAUGUCUGGUCCCAAUUGGGGUCAUAAGUCAAGGACUACCUAUACACCAUUUAUUUUAUAUAAUUUUGUAAACUGUAAACUUAUGAGUUAGUUUUCUGAUGAAUUUGCCUCUAGAUUACUGUGUAUUCCUGAAACACAGCAUAAGACCCUGUUUUAUAUUUUUUUGAACCCUGAAAUAAGCGCUUGGCCUUAUUGCCAUGCGCUCAAAAGCCCAAUUGGGCUUAUUAUCAGGGGAUGUCUUAUUUUGGGGGAAACAGGGUAGUUUCUUUAAAUAAUUUAGUAUUUAAGAGCCGUGGUGGCGCAGUGGUUAGAAUGCAAUACUGCAGGCUACUUCUGCUGCCAGCUGCCCAGAGGUUUGGCAGUUCGAAUCUUACCGGCUCAAUAGCCUUGCUGUUGGUAAAAUGAGGACCCAGAUUGUUGGGGGUAAUACACUGACUCUGUAAACUGCUUAGAGUGGGCUAUAAAGCACUGUGAAGUGGUAUAUAAAUCUAAGUGCUAGUGCUAUUGCAUGGGAUGAAUUAGCCAUCUCUUCCCCUCUCCUUUUGUUCAUGUUUGAAAAGAGGCAAGUCCAAUGGUGAUCACUUUUGUAAGGAACAAGUGUAUUAUUGCCUUUUUCAUAUGUAAUGUGGUAUUUUUCAGUUUUGGAAAACUCAAAAGGAAACUUCCAAAUACAUACAAAAUGACAUCUAACUGGGAAAAUCCAAUAAAGAUGAGUGCUAUUGCUCUUUUUGUAUCUCACUCCUUAUUGGAAAUUGAGACUAUUUUUCAGGCAGAUUAUUAAUCACAGAAUACUUUUGCAUGUACAGUAUACAAUGGUGUAAUGAGACAGGAUCUGUUUCAUACUUUUAGUUAAGGGAAUACUGAGAGAGCACUCUUUCAGUUAAGAACAUUCACUUGGAUACCAAUAUAUUUUCCCAGUAUGAAGCUAGGGAGCUAUUAGUAAAAGAAAAGGGUUUUAAAUACUAUUUUCACUUACAGCUCUCAUGUUCUUUGUGUGUGUGUGUGUGUGUGUGUGUGUGUGUGUGUGUGUAUGUAAGGUGGUUCUCAUUAUAAAAUGGCUGACCAGUAUUAUGGGUACAAGAUACUAUCCCUUAACCAAUUUUUAGGUGGACUCCAAUAAUUUUGAUGUUAGCAGCAGGAAUUUUACUCCCUCCCAAGCCUGAAUAUUUUGUUUUAAAAUGUCCUCUGACAAUGCCGUGUUUCCUUUAGUGAAAGCAGCUGCUCUUUUAGGAAAUCAAUGAUUUGAUAGAAUAGCCUGAUUAAACUAGGAAAGCAGCAGAUUGUGUAGGACAGGGAGAUAAUGUCAUAUUACACUGCCAUGAAGCCAAUCAAGUUUAGCUUGUUAAUGAGGUUAACCACGUUUUCAUAGAAAUAUUUGAAAAGCUGAGGCUUUUUCAGUACCACCAAGAACAAAAUAACAGUUACCAUUAAGUAUAACAUGCUUGGGAAUUAGGUUAGGUGUAUGUUGAAAGAAAACCAAUUCUUUUAAUGGUGAUUUUAAUUCCAAUUUUGUGCAUGUUUAUUCAGAAGUACAUGCUAUUAAGCUUUAGGGUCAUAUUUGAUACAAAACCUGAGGAGGAAAAAUACAUGAGAUUGUGCAAUCAUUGCACAUUAGCUUUAUGGCUCUUUUGUUGUGUUUGUUGUCUUAUGCUCCACUUGUGCCAAUAUAUAUAUGGAAAAUUCCUUUCAGCACUAUUCAACAGAUUUCAAUAUUUUUAAACAGCUGUGUAACAAGGCAAAUAUAGAAAAUUUUAUAUCAAAAUGUGGCUAAUGCUUUUUCAAAAUGGCUAUGUUAAUGAGUACAUUUGUAAAUUUAAUUUUGCUUGAAGAAGAGAUAUGCAUGGUUUAUUGUAAUGUGUAAUCUCCGGGCUUCAGGGAAUCUGCUGUUUGUAAUUAUGGUGAGGUUUGGAAUAUGAAACAGAAUUUUCCCACAGCAUAAAAGUAAAAUUCAAUGUAAUGUAAAGGGUUUUUUUUUUUAGCAAAUACUAGAAAUAGUGCAAAAUAAAAAUCAUGAAAUUCAAUUUAUUCAUAAUAAAAUUUUAUACUGAACUUCUG
Messenger RNA from Pantherophis guttatus, 7520 nucleotides. RefSeq names its product transmembrane protein 181 (gene TMEM181). NCBI's taxonomy places the organism in Eukaryota, Metazoa, Chordata, Lepidosauria, Squamata, Colubridae. The record is from RefSeq and is a predicted model, not a curated record. Gene Ontology annotation, molecular function: toxic substance binding.